AUGAAUUUGAGGAGGCAUUGUCAACUGAACGUCGGGCUUAUAAGCAAGCCCGACAUCAGGCUACAGGAAUUUCUUACGGCUCAGACAAAGGACGCAAAGAAGAAGAAAUGGAAAUCCGAGAAGGCCCACAAUCGAUUCCUUUGGUUACAACAAAUGAAGGAACAAGAGGAGGCGAGACGCCGUUGUUGCGCCCAACAAAAGGGAUCUACCGGGGGUUUGCAGGCUAUCCAGAUUGAAGAAACGUUACAAGAUGGCACUAUGCGGCAGCGUACUAUCACUAAUUGUGCUCUGGUAGAAGAAGGUUGUAUGCAAGAAAAUGCAGCACAGUACGACCAGACGCGAGCUCCACAUAUGACCCCACCUAUGGCAGAACCCUUGUAUACAGCUUUCAGCGGAGCUAAGGCCAAAUCAAAUUCUAUUGCACUCUUGAAAGGGCAUUACUCCUUUCCCGCUCUGCUCGACCCUUCUACUGCAGCCUCUUUUCCCAUUGCCAAUUUCACAAGGAUCAUUCACCCAUACACCUUGAGGUUACGACCUCCAAUUACAUGUACUUCUGGUCCCGGAAUCCAGAGGACAGGGGUUCUGAACCCCAUGGGUUUCACAACGGCCACUUCAAGGCAGCUGCCCAGUCACCACUUAUUGCCUACUGUGAUGCUCUGUUUUGCAAUAUUCCCUUGGCAACUGGAUUCGUCCACUCAUAUUGGCAGAACUUAG
Molecule: messenger RNA, 714 nt
Organism: Cylindrotheca closterium
Lineage: Eukaryota; Bacillariophyta; Bacillariophyceae; Bacillariales; Bacillariaceae
Source: the annotation of a GenBank genome assembly